Trichogramma pretiosum is the source of this 1256-nucleotide messenger RNA. It is a transcript of the gene Trm7-32, whose product is annotated as putative tRNA (cytidine(32)/guanosine(34)-2'-O)-methyltransferase. The transcript is spliced from 5 exons. The record is from RefSeq and is a predicted model, not a curated record. Gene Ontology annotation, molecular function: tRNA methyltransferase activity. The coding region runs from base 98 to 1072 and encodes 324 amino acids. Lineage: Eukaryota; Metazoa; Arthropoda; Insecta; Hymenoptera; Trichogrammatidae. Gene Ontology annotation, biological process: cytoplasmic translation; tRNA methylation. Gene Ontology annotation, cellular component: cytoplasm.
UCUCUCUGCUGUGCGAUUGUUUAAAACUCGACAGUCGAUUCCAGAACGUCGAACGUAUCGACAAGUGCUUUUAUUUGUAAACAAAGUCUCGUGCAAGAUGGGCAAGACAUCGAAAGACAAACGAGAUAUCUAUUAUCGACGUGCCAAAGAAGAGGGCUGGAGAGCGAGAAGUGCCUUCAAACUAUUACAAAUUGACCAGGAAUUCAGUAUUUUCAAUGGUGUUACCAAGGCUGUGGACUUGUGCGCCGCCCCUGGGAGCUGGAGCCAAGUCUUGUCUAGGAGGCUAAAUGAAAAUUAUGAAAAUUUGAAACAGAAAUCAGAGAAAGCCCCUAAAAUUAUAGCUGUCGAUCUUCAAGCGAUGGCACCCAUAGAAGGAGUUGUUCAGAUACAAGGCGACAUAACUAAUAUUAAGACUGCGGAACAAAUAAUAGCUCAUUUUGGAAAUGAACAUGCUGAUCUGGUGGUGUGCGAUGGGGCUCCUGAUGUGACUGGUCUACAUGACAUGGAUAUAUUUAUUCAAUCUCAGUUAUUACUAGCAGCUUUAAAAAUAACAACUCAAAUAUUGAAGCCAAAAGGCACAUUUAUAGCUAAGAUAUUCAGAGCCAAAGAUGCAUCGCUUCUGUAUUCCCAAUUAAAAAUCUUCUUUGGUUCAGUAAGUUGUGCUAAGCCUCGCAGCUCACGUAACUCGAGUUUUGAAGCUUUUGUGGUAUGCAAAGAUUUUCAAAUGCCUGAAGGAUUUAAUCCUGCCACUUUGGAUCUGUCUACUGAUAUCAACAAACUAGUUGGGAUUGAUAGAUACAUCGCUCCAUUUGUUAUUUGUGGAGAUCUUACUCAACCAGACUCGGAUACAACUUAUCCUCUAGAUUUCGAAGGUAAAGAGUUCAGAUACUGUCAGCCAACUCAGAGUCCUAUAAAUCCACCUUAUCAGGAAGCUAUGCACAUGAUGAGCCAGGUAAACAUUGGCAAAUUUCCAGAGAGUACGAGCGUUACUUUGACAGGCAAAAACAUGUCUCUCGCGGAAUUCAAAGCUACCAAAGCAAAAAAACAAGAUUCAAACGAUUCGCAAAAAUAAAUGUAAAUAUAGAGAUAGACUCUUGAUUGUUGUAAAUUUUUUUUUUGAAAAAUUAUUGUUCAUUAAUUGUGAUAUUUUGUAAUUAUUGUCUAGCAAAGUUUUGAUAGUGCCAAAGGUUAACGAUCGAAAUGAAUCUGCACUUACUGUAAUAAUAUAUUUAAGUAAUAAUACUUUGAGAGACAAU